Molecule: messenger RNA, 315 nt
Organism: Botrytis sinoallii
Lineage: Eukaryota; Fungi; Ascomycota; Leotiomycetes; Helotiales; Sclerotiniaceae
Exons: 3
Coding region: 1-315 (104 amino acids)
Cellular component (GO): membrane
Source: RefSeq, a predicted model, not a curated record
AUGGGAAUCGAAUUGCCAGCAUAUAUUCUUGGUGCACUCACUGCGGGCGGUGGAACGAUGGGUUAUGUCAGGACUGGAAGUAUUCCAUCUGUCGCCGCAGGUCUCACUGUUGGAUCCUUGUACCUAUUGGGUGGUUAUCGUAUCCAAAGCCGCCUGUCUUAUGGCGUUGAACUCGCUCUUCUCGCAUCUGUUGUUCUUGCAGGCUCUUCCAUUCCAAGAGCAAUUCGCAGUCAAAAACCUUUGCCAGCGGGUUUAAGUCUACUCGCCUUGUACGGACUAUUCACCUUCGGAAAUGCAUUCAGAGCGCGAAAGUGA